This is a messenger RNA of Trichoderma asperellum CBS 433.97, 1887 nucleotides long. NCBI's taxonomy places the organism in Eukaryota, Fungi, Ascomycota, Sordariomycetes, Hypocreales, Hypocreaceae. The record is from RefSeq and is a predicted model, not a curated record.
AUGGGCAAUGAAAUGUACACUUCUCAGGAUUUUUUUAAUCCAUCACUCUCAAAAGUUCGCUGUCUUUGGAGCUUUUCGAGCCCUACAUCUAGACUCAAAGAUGUGCUACGAAACGCCUUUUACCUUGAUUUGGUGCUCGAGCGUCUGGUGUGUACAUGUUACAAUUUGAGGGCAAAGCCCGGUGAGGAUAGACUUGAAAUGGCCAUCAAAAUCAUACUUGUGGCUCGCGCUGGCUACCUGUGCAGGAAAGAUAUUCUGGAGUUGAGGAUGCGUCAUUCCGAAUGGAUUGAAUCUGUGAUUCCAUUUUCAACCGCUAACGGCUACUAUCCCUCCGUUGAACGAGACGCAGAAAAUGAUCUUCUCGCUCUGCUAGUAUCAUCUCCUGGAGCUUUACUUCUGAGAAAACCGCAUAAUACUUUGUACCGAGAGACGAUGAAGACCGUCGAAGAGGAUCUGAAGGUACGACUAUCAUUCGAUUGGGUACUGCCGACUCCGCCCUCGGAACGAAAAGUGGCUAUGGUAGGCGGACGGAGCAUGUUUGACGCAAAAAACAAGGGAUUCUGCUAUAGGGGUGCAUAUGAAGCUGCUGAAGCUCUUGGAAUUUCUGUCGUUGUGGUCGACCGACCGGGAUAUUGGCUCCAAGACGAGGCAUACUCUCAGCUUCGGAGUGACUUUGUUUCUAUUGAUAUGAUCAUAGACGAGGGGCUACCAUCGAGAAUUGCAGACGCUGUCAAAGACUUGGAGAUUGACGGCAUCGAUUCAUUCGCAGAUGAGCUUGUAGGUGCAACUGCACAAGCAGCAGAAAGACUGGGUCUUCCAACCGACCCCGUGUCGGCAUACAUGCGGGCUCUUGACAAGCACGAAACAAGCAAGCUAUUCAACACAACUAUCCAAACACUUCUUCUCGACAAUGCAGGACUGUUGGAUGACCCGUCGAUGUUACCGCAAUUAGAAUCCUUACGCUACCCCUUGAUCAUCAAACCAUGUCGAGGUGGGGGUUCCAGAGGGGUUAUGAAAGCGAAUAGCUGGGCGAGCCUGCGUCAGGCUGCGCGUCAAGUGGAGGAUUGGGGUUAUUCUAAGCAAGGCAUUCUCAUAGAAACCUAUGUCGAUGGCCCAGAAGUGGAUGCCAACUUUGCGCUCUGGGAAGGCGAGAUACUCUUUUUCGAAAUAUGUGACGAUUUCCCCUGUGAUGCCGAUGCGGAAGACGCCACGACCUCCGAUACUUUUGCCGAAGACAACAUGGUUAUGCCCAGCCGCCUACCGCGCGAGGAGAGAGACUUGGUUCGGUCAUCCUUACACAACUCGCUUCUUCAGUUGGGCUUCCGCUCGGGUGUUUUUCACGUGGAAGCCCGGAUACAGAACUCGACAAUGCGUUACCAAGAUACCAACGGCAUCGUCGAUUUGGAGUCGGCUGACGGCAUAUCAGAAGGAGCGGGAAACCGAAGGCAACCUGAAGUAUUUCUAGUUGAAGUCAACCCCCGGCCAGCGGAUUUUGAUAACAUUUACGGAAUUGCGUACACCUAUGGUGUCGACUUCAACAGUCUUCAUUGGCUGCGAGCCCUUGACGAUGGUGCGCGUUUCACAGCCCUGUGCCACCCCUUUACCUGUGGUACACAGUACUACUCAUGUAUUUUGGUUAUUCCCAUCCACAGAGAGAAUGUCUUCGUACCAGAAAACUAUUGUACCGAGAUAUUGAGGCGGCUGCCCGAGGUCGCACCGUAUGUGUCUGGAACAGAAUGUUUUACAGCAGGAAAGAGGGUGUCGCCUGUAGGAGGGGCUGGGCAUAUUGGUUCUUUUCUGGUUUACUCUAAAAAAAGUAGAAGAAAUUUACUAGAAAUGUGUAUGUAUAUUAAGAAGGUUUUCAGAGAUAUUCUUGAUAAUAUUUAG